UUUCAAUUAAUAUUUUUAAUUAAUCAACUGUCAAUAGUAAUUGCUGCUCAACCAAUAUGGAUAGAAAAUAUAUAAACGAAAGCAAAUAUGCCAGUAAUAGUAUAGAGGCUAAACAGUUUGAUGGUCAGGAUGAAGUGGUCACAAUGCCACUAAUAAAGAAAAGAGAGAUAACAAUACUAUUGUUGAGCGAAACAGGUGUGGGAAAGUCCACAUUCAUUAACGCAUUUGUAAACUAUAUGUCCUUUGAGAGUAUGGAUGCGGCGAACGGACGGCCCAUAUGUUUAAUACCCGUCAGCUUUACGAUAACCGAUCCGAAAACAAGACUACCAGUGAAGGUAACACUGGGUAAUCAAAAUGACAACGAAAAUACUGGAGACCCGACACAAUCGGCCACAAAGUAUCCCAAAUGUUAUACGUUUGAAACUGAGAAGAUUGUGCUCAAUAUAAUUGAUACGCCGGGAAUUGCGGACACGGAUGGUGUGGAGAGGGAUAAUAAAAAUAUGCAAAACAUUUUGGAUUUUAUUAGCAAUUACCGGGAAAUCAACGCCUUUUGUGUCCUCUUAAAGCCAAACGAACCGAGAGUUGGCGCUGUGUUCAAGCAUUGCAUAUUUCAAUUGUUCACUCAUUUAAAUAAAAGCGCCGCAAAUAAUAUACUAUUUCUGUUUACAAACUCCCGGAGCACUCAUUACAUGCCCGGGGAAUCCGGACCCGCUUUGAUCAAAAUAUUGGACCAAAUCCGGGAAAAUCCGCCAAAUGUUGACAUCCCUUAUAACGAGAAUACAGUCUAUUCUUUCGAUUCCGAGUCUUUUCGAUAUCUCGUGGCUUCGGUUCCGCCAAAUAAUAUACAGUUUGACCCGAAAUAUAAGUCCAGUUAUGUUGACAGUUGGGAUCAAUCUGUGGAGGAAUGUCAACGACUAUUUGAUCGCAUAAUACAACUCACACCACACAAAGUGAUGGACACACUAUCGGUGAAUAACACCAAACAAAUCAUACAAUUACUAAUCAAACCGUUGGCCGACAUCUCGAAGAAUAUCGCGGAUAACGUAAACCAAUGCGAGAGACAUAAGCGUGAAGUGAAUGACUGUAAGGGAACUAUUGAUGAGUUGCGUACAAAACUAGACAUCCCAUCGGUUGAGAUCAUAUCCGUACCACUGGAUCGGCCGCAGACUGUGUGCUGCGCCGAGCAGUGCAUUGAACGGGUGACAAACCACGGCGUGACCCACACUAAUUAUAAAACCAAAUGCCAUUCACCAUGCUACCUCAGUUUUAGCGAUGGUAAUAUUGUGGACAAUAGUGGUUUACUCAGAUGCAAAGCGUUCAAUGACUAUUUUACCAAACAGAAAGAGUGCCACGAGUGUGGCCACAGUUAUAAUCAGCACAUGCACCUGGUGAACGAGACGCAAUCCAAACUGACCAUGGUGCGUGACCCGGAGGUGGACACCGCGAUUGAGUCGACGCGAUCGGCCGCUGAGGCCAAAGAGCUGCUCAUCAGAGGUCUGGACCAACGGAUCGCCGAAAUGAAGGCCGAAAACGACACAAUCGUUCAGUCGAUGUCAAUGUUUGCCUGUUUUCUAACCAACAAUGCGUUGACGCCUAUAAACGACGCGUUCGAGGAAUACGUGCGACACCUCAUAGCCAACGAACGGCAGAACACAUUUGGCGCCGACUCCUGGGCCACAAUCACACGACUCGAACAGGUGUUGAGGCAAUACAACGACGAGAAGCAGAUAAUCAUAAGGGAAAUGGACGGCUCGGCGGCCGCGGGAGCCAAAGGGUCGGCCAUUACUAUCCAGGAAAUAGAUAACCUCGUGAACAAACUGUGUUCGCUUAAACAUAAAGGUCCCGAAAUUCGGGCCAUGUUGGAUCAACUGAAACAAACCAAGGUUGCACAUAACGCCGAUGCCAACAAGGUGCGUUAUAAGCCACGUGUGAAUAACAGUUUUAUGUUCACAUUGUUUUCUAAUAUGGACGAGUACACGUUAGCCCGUAUGAUAUAA
Molecule: messenger RNA, 1997 nt
Organism: Medioppia subpectinata
Lineage: Eukaryota; Metazoa; Arthropoda; Arachnida; Sarcoptiformes; Oppiidae
Source: the annotation of a GenBank genome assembly